UGAAGCAUCCCCGGGACAAAUAAAGGGUUAAGUGUCCGGUCACUGCCCCGCCCUGUGGGAGCCGGAGGGAGCAGGUUUGAAAGUUCCUGUGUGCUGAAGGGGAGGCUGGGGGUGGGGGCGCUGGCUGUUCCUGCAAAGCUACUGCACCGCCGGCGCUGCGGCGGCGGCCUGGCUGCUCCGCCCGCGCGUGGGGGGCCGGCGAGUUGGCCGGGAAGCCAGGACCGGAGCGCCGGCGCCCGGAAGGGACUGGAGGCAACCGGCGAGGGGGCUGUCACGCCGGGCGGAGCGGGCCAGGCGGCCGGCGCGAGCGGCCGGGGCGCCGCGGAGCUCGCGCUUCUCCCCGCGGCCCCGGCCCCGGCUCCGGCUCCGGCUCCGGCUCCGGCUGGGGCUCCGGCUUUGCCCGGCGGGCGCGCGCGGUGCGCUGCGGCCUCGGGCGGCUUCUGCUUCGCCGGGGGCGGCUAUGCGAGAGCGCGGCCAGGACGGCCCGGCAGGACUCGUGCUGUAUGUAGGACUCUUCGGGUCCCCCGGGAUGCUGCACAGGGCCAAGUACAGCCGCUUUCGGAACGAGUCCAUCACGUCCUUGGACGAAGGCAGCCCCGGAGGCUCGCUGGGCAGCAAGGGCUCGCCGCAGCCUCCCUGCCCCGCACUGGCCCCUCACCUGCCGCCAGAAGAUGCCGCCUCGGCCGCGUCCCAGGACAGCCCCACCCCGCUCUGCACCCUCAUCCCCCGCCUGGCCAGCGUCAAGCUGGCCAACCCGGCCACCUUGCUGAGUCUCAAAAACUUUUGCUUGGGGACCAAAGAGGUGCCCCGACUGAAGCUCCAAGAGAGCCGGGAGCCGGCGUCCCCAGAAAGCAGCCUGAGUAGGGCAGGGGCGGCACCUCAGCCACAGCCCACUGCGCAGCCCGACCUGGUGGGGCUCAGGCCCCCCGCCUGCCCUUCAGAUGCCUGUCCCCUGCCCGGCCCUGGGGAGCCAACCUCGGAGAGAAGGCCCGACGGGCACUUUCUACAGCACCUGUUGGGAAUGGGCAUGAACUACUACGUGAGGUACAUGGGCUGCAUUGAGGUGCUGCAAUCAAUGAGGUCAUUGGAUUUUGGAAUGAGAACCCAAGUUACAAGGGAAGCAAUAAGUCGCCUGUGUGACGCUGUUCCUGGGCCAAUUGGAGCUGUUAAAAAACGAAAGCCUCCCGUGAAGUUCCAGUCACCAGUUCUUGGCAAAAGUAAUCUUCAGUUUUCGGGAAUGAAUAUAAAACUGACCGUCUCAACGUGCAGCCUGACACUGAUGAGUCUUGACAACCAGCAGAUUAUUGCAAAUCAUCACAUGCAGUCUAUUUCAUUUGCCUCUGGAGGGGAUCCAGAUACUACAGACUACGUUGCAUACGUGGCUAAAGAUCCAGUUAAUCAACGAGCCUGCCACAUACUGGAGUGCCGCAAUGGAAUGGCUCAGGACGUCAUCAGCACCAUCGGCCAGGCCUUUGAACUCCGGUUCAAACAGUAUUUGAAAAAUUCUUCUUUAAAUGCUUCUUGUGAAAGUGAGGACAUGCCAGCUGAUGGUCAUGCUGCUGCCGAAGAGAAAGAAGAUCAUGAAUAUUACAAUGAAAUCCCAGGGAAGCAGCCACCCACCGGUGGUGUUUCCGAUGUGCGAAUCAAAGUUCAAGCUACAGAACAAAUGGCUUACUGCCCCAUACGCUGUGAAAAGUUGUGCUAUUUGCCCGGAAACUCCAAGUGCAGCACUGUGUAUGAGAACUGUCUAGAACAAAGCAGGGCAUCAGAGCCACCGGAAACCGUUCAGCCAGGUGCUACGGUUCAGCCCAACAGCUCACAUUCUUUGCCGCACAUCAAGCAGCAGCUGCGGAGUGAAGACUGCUACCAUGGCAAGCUGAGCCGGAAGGCGGCUGAAAGCCUCCUGCUCAAAGACGGGGACUUUUUGGUUCGAGAGAGUGCCACAUCUCCUGGCCAGUAUGUGCUGAGUGGACUACAGGGAGGCCAGGCAAAACAUCUUCUCUUGGUGGAUCCUGAAGGCAAGGUGCGGACCAAGGAUCAUGUAUUUGAUAAUGUUGGUCACCUUAUCAGAUAUCACAUGGAUAACAGUCUGCCCAUCAUCUCUUCAGGGAGUGAAGUGAGCCUUAAACAGCCAGUGAGAAAAGAAAAUCACCCAGGACUUUUGCACGUCAACAAAUGACGGUAGGGACAUGCCAUUAUAACAUUUCAAGAAACUUCAUUUUGUGCUAGGACACAAAAAUCAUUCAAACUUGGCUUCUAUAUAAAUAGAACCCAAACUGUGAAGUGUAUCUCUCCAAGACCAUCUUGGACUUGGUUCUUUAUAAAACAAGGAACUAACAGUAACAGCAACAAAAACCAACAACAAAAAUCUCUCUUCAGAAAGUGAACAUCAGAGAUGGGGAAGAGCAUCACUCUAUUGGAAAAGAAAUUAUAUGUAUGCACGGAUGUCACUUUUUGCGGCCGUAUUGCAUCGUUAACAAGCUAAAAAAAAAGCACAAUUAAAAUUUCACACGCUAAAGAUAACUUGAAUGAACUGCUAGGGCAGUGGUAUGUGCCUUCCAACUUGAUUAUUUAGGGACAUUUUCAUAUUGGGGAGAUAAGGUCUAAGUGUCUUCAUAUCUUAUCACGAUAGAACCAUUUGCCAAAAAUUUUUUUUCCUUGCUUAAAAAAUAAUAAGCAAUUUGCUCAGUAGCUACUGACUUUAUUACAUGCUCUGUUUAAUAGCAUUUUCACUGCAGUGUUAAAAUAAAUUUGAUGUUGAAUUUGGACCAUCUCUAUGGCACUGGAAUCAAAUCAAGAACCAUUGUAAGUAUUGGUCUGCUUCAUUGGCUAUCCUGUUUUCUGGCUAAAAGGUUAGGGCCAAAAUUCUUUGACCUAGUAUUUCUCAAUCUUUGCUGUUGGGAUUGUUUGUAGCAGGCAUGUAACAAACUGAAAAGACCAAAGUUUUCUGACAUUUCUGAAUUCAUCAUAUUUCUCUCUGUCCCUUCCCCCCUAACCCAGUCAUGGGUUUAAAAGAUGGCCAACAAUACAAAUCGGUUUUCUCCUUCUAUAGAGAAUUUAUAAUUUGAAAGCACAAAGAAUUGUCCUCUUGAUUGGCUGUGACUAAGUCUUUUAGUCCUUUGCUUACCUGUAUCCUUAGCAUCUUUUCUAGAUGUAACCAAACAAAAAAACAGAAGGGGAGGAGAGGUCCAUAUUGAACAAAACAGUUGGAAAGCUUGGCCACAGGGACAGUCACUGGUAAGCUGCUGUUGAAAUGAAGUAUUGAGUUGAGAAAAGUGCUAAAUUGGGAUACAUCAGUCUGACCUUAAGCAAAAUGCUGCAUCUGUCUGAACUCCAGUCUCCUUCUUCAUGAAUCGAGGGAGAUGGGCAAGGUGAAUUCAGAGGUCCAUUUCAGUUCGAACAUAUGCAUCCAUUAAAAAAAAAUUAAAUUUCCACUGGUUAGUGGUCAAUGUUGAUACCCAGCCUGAAUAAUUAAGGUGAAAGCUUCAAGUUUCAUUUUUUCCCCUUUUUAUUCUACACCCAUACUUACAGGAUGCAUAUCACAACUGAGACCAGACUUUGAAUAGUGGAGAACCCAAGUCUUUCAGACAAAAGCUCUGAAACUUUGGAAUAGUGUAAUUAAUUGUUGUCAUGGUUGCUGUAAGUAGUGGGGAAGAUGCUCCUGUCUUUUGCUUACCUUUAUUUCUUCCAUUCAACCAUUAUAAUUUUUUUUAAUUGUGAGUUAUCUGGACAAUUGCCUUAAUUUCACUUCAUUUUGGCUAUGUAGACAUCAUUUCAUAUUUGUAGUGGUGAUAUAUUUGCUGUUUUUAAAAAUAAAACAUGGGCAACUUCUUUUGCAUAGAAAUCACGAGAAAUCAAGCACACUGAACUCUACUGUUUGCCUGGAAAGCUCUGUGAUUUUAUUUUACUUCGAAUGCCACUAGCUUCUUGGAUAGAGUCGCUUCUUUGUACACAAUGAGGAAAUAUGCAUUUUCCAUCUCUUUUGCCUAGGCCUUAUUUCUUAAUUAUGGGAAUAGAAUCUUCUAAGGUCAUAGAAAUGUGAGGGUGAUCUAAUCACCUUUGUUACAGACAGGGAAGAAUGUGGGCUCAGUCUGGCUGAGCAGAGUGCUAACUUGGGAGCAAAAAGAAGUUCCCUAGACAAAUAGAAGCAGAGUGUAUAAAUAAUAUGAGCAGUGCACAUGGGUGGUCAGUAUUUGGUUAUAAAGAUGUAGUAGCUGGCUAAGCAAGUACUGCACUUAAAAAUACUAUGAACCUGUAAAACACAAUGAAACCACAAAAAUGUUUGACUGCAUGCUAUUUUAAUGAAACACUCUUAUCUUCACGUGUCUUAAAGUGGAACUCCAUCUGUCUAUAAAUAUAUGUAAACAACUUUUCAAAAAAAAUAAAUGAUUAUUGCUUUGUGACA
Erinaceus europaeus (western European hedgehog) is the source of this 4405-nucleotide messenger RNA. RefSeq names its product SHC adaptor protein 4 (gene SHC4). Gene Ontology annotation, biological process: cell surface receptor protein tyrosine kinase signaling pathway; intracellular signal transduction. NCBI's taxonomy places the organism in Eukaryota, Metazoa, Chordata, Mammalia, Eulipotyphla, Erinaceidae. Gene Ontology annotation, molecular function: receptor tyrosine kinase binding. The record is from RefSeq and is a predicted model, not a curated record. The coding region runs from base 461 to 2179 and encodes 572 amino acids. The transcript is spliced from 11 exons. Gene Ontology annotation, cellular component: plasma membrane.